AAGGAGGAGGGGAAAGAGGUGCCGGAGCCACAUCCAGUCCCCGCUCGCGGAGGGACGUGUCCAAGCCCAGCCCCUCGCAGCAGCCCGGCCGCGGGGCUCUUUGUUGGCGGGCGGGCUGGCGGGCGGAGGCCGCGCACCAUGAGCUCCCCCAAGAGGGGCUUCUACCGCCAGGAGCUCACCAAGACGCUGUGGGAGGUGCGGGAGCGCUACCGGGACCUGCAACCCGUGGGGGCCGGAGCCUACGGCGCCGUGUGCUCUGCUAUUGAUGGAAGAAAUGGCACCAAAGUGGCUAUCAAGAAACUGUAUCGCCCGUUUCAGUCUGAACUCUUUGCCAAGCGAGCCUACCGGGAACUGCGCCUUCUGAAACACAUGAAGCAUGAAAAUGUUAUUGGAAUAUUGGAUGUGUUCACACCAGAUGUCACAUUGGAGAAAUUUAAUGAUUUCUAUCUGGUUAUGCCAUUCAUGGGAACAGACUUGAGUAAGAUAAUGAAGCAUGAGAAAUUAACUGAAGAUCGAAUCCAGUUCCUGGUCUAUCAGAUGUUAAAGGGACUAAAGGUGGCGAGUUACCUGAUCGUAAAAGGAGAUGAGUACAUCCAUUCAUCAGGCAUAAUUCACAGGGAUCUGAAGCCUGGAAACCUGGCAGUAAAUGAAGACUGUGAACUGAAGAUUUUGGAUUUUGGACUGGCGAGGCAUACUGACAGUGAAAUGACAGGCUAUGUAGUUACCAGGUGGUACAGAGCCCCAGAAGUCAUACUUAAUUGGAUGCAUUAUACUCAGACAGUUGACAUCUGGUCAGUGGGCUGCAUAAUGGCCGAGAUGAUAACAGGGAGGCCACUGUUCAAAGGAAAUGAUCAUCUGGAUCAACUUACAGAAAUAAUGAAGAUAACAGGCACACCAACUCAAGACUUUGUUCAGAAGCUACAAAGUCAAGAUGCAAAAAACUAUAUCAAAAGCCUCCCAAAGGUGCAGAAAAAAGACUUUGCAUCCAUCCUGAAGUACACAAAUCCUUUGGCUGUAAACCUUUUGGAGAAGAUGCUGGUAUUAGAUGCAGAGAAGAGGAUAACAGCAGCAGAAGCUUUAAUACACCCUUAUUUUGAACCAAUUCAUGAUCUUGAAGAGGAAAACGAGGCAGAGAAAUACGAUGACACAUUUGACAAUAUGGACCUGCCACUGGAUGAGUGGAAGCGAAUUACAUAUAGAGAGAUACUAAAUUUCAAGCCACCUCAGCUAUCAGAAUCAAAGGAAACAGCCGUGUAAAUGUGUGUGUCGACCUCUUCAAAAUUCAGAAGCAGCAGGAAGGUUGUAAAUGUUUGUGAUAACUCAGUUGUAUAAACCUUUUAUAAAUAAACUGGAUGUAAUCUGUUUUUUCUGUAUUGUAAAGAACAUUGGUGUCUUUUACUAUGUCUAGGAACCUUGUGCCUUUAGGAGUAGCAUUCAAAACUAUCUGGAAAUUUACUUCUAUUUAAAUGUUUCUCAUAAUUCAUGAAGUACUUUCACAUUUGGUUUUGGAAGUUGAGUUUACAAAUCAUCAUAGUUAAGAAUACUGCUUACCUUGAACAAGCUGAGACUAAAGACCUGUCUUCAUGUGCCAUGUACAGGGUCGUAUAGAGAUACUUAAGACUUUGCUUGGGUACUGUAACUCUGCCUGGGCUAAGUCACCUUGAUGAGAAGCAGGUCUGCGGAGCACCUUACUGCUGUGGCUAAACUGCCUAUGCUGCCAAGCAAACUUUUUCAGAAUUGUCUUGAGUAUCUCUGUGCAUUGCAAUUUUGUGCACUAUAGAUGGAACAUAAAUGGGUAAGUGCUUCUCUUUUCCUAAACAAAUGAAGGGGAGGCUGAGCAAUUCUGAAGGUAAGAGACAUCUAGUCAGUGACAUCUUAGCACCAAGAGAUCUGGUAGAGUCCCUGUAUAGUUGUUCCUAAUUUUCAGUAGAGUCCCCCCGGAUCCAUAGACUUCUGACAGGCAAAACCUGCUACUCUCAAGAGUAGUGGAAAUAACUCACGUAGUGGGAUAGGACACCCCCUACUAAAUAGUGACUUCUGAACAGCGUUGCUGUUUUACAGGGACCAGAUAAGUCAAUUUUAAACAGUAUCGUAUGUUCUUCCUCUAAUGAAUAACAACCUAUCUCUGUAUAGUAGAAUAGGUGGCCUAGGUUUUUUUUCCAAGGGGAAAACUGAGGAUUUAUAACUUUUGUAAGCCCUGUAACUCACAGGUUGUUAAUGCAGUUAUAGCCGUGUGCUGGGGGUACAGGUAUGCUGAUGUUAAAAAUAGAACUGCAUGCUUCACGUUAGGAAGAAAGAGAUGAGAAUAAAAACGACACAGUACAAUCAUUUUGGUGUCUUGCAGUAAGCUGUCUUGUUCCCAUUUUAUAUAGACCCUGUUAGGUAUAUGGUAAUGAUUUUUUUUAAGAAGUCAUCUCAUUCUCUUGUGAAAAAUCCAUGACAGAGGUACAGUACCACCAGGGUUUAGCUUCCUUAUGAAUAACUGGUCAGAAAUUUUGUUAGUCCCCUUUAGCAGCUGGGUUCAUUUCUUGUCUUUUCAUUACUGCUAAGUUUCUAAUAGUUUCCCAGAUGUGGGAAAUUGAAAUUGAUGAACCUCUGGGGUUUUUUUAUUGUGGGUUUUUCUCCUCCUUUUAGCUCAUCUUUUAACAAACGGAAUAUUUGGCUAUGGCAAUUUGCUAUUUUGCAUCAGUUCUAAGUGAAAUAUCUGUGAAGGGACAUAUCUUAUCUUUGUAGAGAGUAAUUGAAAAUGGACCAAGAGAUAGCUCAGUUUACUUACUUUUCACUUAAUAAGAAUUUUAAAUGGAAAAGCUUAGUCAACUUUUGAUGCGGGUUGUCUUAGUUAUAUAAGAUAAACGUCUCUAAAUAGCUCCUCUGAGAAAUAUUUGUGAUGCGUUUGACAAGACUUUAAAGAAGCAUCUUGGGGUGGAGAAAAGAGGCAGUGAGGAAGAGGCAAUUGUGUUCAAAUUAGUUUUGAUGCAUUUUUAAGAUAUUUCUAAAAUUUCAUCAAAACUUUUAAAAUUAGAAAAGUUCAAACAGCAGUGUAAUGGAUUAAACUAGGGAUGACCACUUGAAAAUGUAGUCUGUAUUUUUUAUCCUAUUUCACUUAAUUAAAAUUUGAAAUUUGAGAGUUUUUUAUCAGCUCUAAUACUCAUUAGGUAUGGGCUCAUUCCCUAUCCUGUAGUGGCUGAAAAAUGGAUUUUUAGCCCUCCAAAUAUUAUGGCUUCAUACAUUUGGAGGGAAAGAUGAACUACUAAAAUAAGAGGGAGCUAGCUUUUCAAAUGGUAUUUCCCCAGAAAAAUUAAAAAUUGAGAACUGUGUGAGGGGAGCAGAAAGGAUUGCCAUACAGAGAGCUUAUCGAAAGAAAUGCAAAUGUGGAGGAAAGGAUACUUUUCGUGGGAGAAAACUGCUGAUUUAUAAGGGGAGACAAAAUUUCCUAGGUGUUUAUUUGCUACUUCUAAUGGUGCUAAGAAACUCAGGAAUAAGAACCCAAUUUUUGUUUGCCUUAAAGAGAAAUGUAAAUAUGAUCUGCAUGAAAUGUAUUGUGAAAAAUGUAUUGUGAAAAAUAAAGUUUUUUAAAAUAGGU
This is a messenger RNA of Gavialis gangeticus (Gharial), 3583 nucleotides long. It is a transcript of the gene MAPK12, whose product is annotated as mitogen-activated protein kinase 12. NCBI's taxonomy places the organism in Eukaryota, Metazoa, Chordata, Crocodylia, Gavialidae. Gene Ontology annotation, cellular component: cytoplasm; nucleus. The record is from RefSeq and is a predicted model, not a curated record. Gene Ontology annotation, molecular function: MAP kinase activity; ATP binding. Gene Ontology annotation, biological process: protein phosphorylation; MAPK cascade. The transcript is spliced from 13 exons. The coding region runs from base 139 to 1257 and encodes 372 amino acids.